AUGCUCAAAACAAGCCGAAUGUUAAACCACUUCGACCACGAGGAUUUGACAAAUACCGGUUGCAUCAUGUUAUCUCGAAUGUGCGUAGCAAGAUCUGCCUUCAGCAUAGGCCAUACAUUAAAAACACCAGUACCUCAAAAAUUUGUCCCUAAGAAUUAUGUGGUGAGAAAUUAUGCCCGGGAACCUAGAUCUCGUGUGGCCACUCGUUCUCAACCUACAGUGUGGGAAAGAUUGAUGGCACCAGCUGGCCCAAAUGCAUAUAGCUUAGGAAAAGGUGCAUUAGCUGGAGCAUCUGCAGUUGGUCUUGUAGCCCUUUGUUAUUAUGGUUCAGGUGUAAAACCAGGAACUUUACAAGAAGCGCAUUUAUGGCCACAAUAUGUAAAGGAUAGAAUCAAAACUACAUAUGGAUAUAUUGCGGGAUCACUGAUUUUGACAGCAGGAAGUGCUGUUACAGUGUUCAGAACACCUGCUUUGCUUAAUUUGGUGGCUCGAAAUGGAUGGAUGUCGAUAAUUGCAACAAUGGCUCUUAUGAUUGGUUCGGGCAUGGUGGUUCGUGGAAUGGAAUAUAAGCCCGGCUUUGGUGGCAAACAAAUAGCAUGGAUGGUGCACACAGGUAUAAUGGGAGCAGUUAUAGCACCAAUUUGUUUUCUCGGUGGACCACUGCUUAUGCGCGCUGCUUGGUAUACUGCUGGUGUAGUAGGUGGUUUAAGCACAAUAGCUGUGUGUGCCCCUUCAGGUGAAUUUCUAAACAUGCGCGCACCAUUAGCCAUGGGUCUUGGAGCUGUGUUUGCUGCAUCUCUUGCAAGCAUGUUUUUACCACCAACUACCGCCCUUGGAGCAGGUUUAUAUUCCCUUAGUCUGUAUGGAGGGCUGGUCGUAUUUGGUGGAUUCUUGCUUUAUGAUACACAGGCGAUAAUCAAGCGCGCUGAGAUGCAUCCAAUGUAUGGUUUCCAGCCCUAUGAUCCCAUUAACUCGGCUAUUUCAGUUUACUUAGAUGUCUUGAACAUUUUCAUGCGAAUCGCCAUGAUACUAUCAGGUGCUGGUGGUAAUAAGAGAAAAUAA
Messenger RNA from Leptosia nina, 1062 nucleotides. The record is from the annotation of a GenBank genome assembly. Lineage: Eukaryota; Metazoa; Arthropoda; Insecta; Lepidoptera; Pieridae.